AAAACCAUAACCAAAGACGCUCAUAUUAUCAACAGAUUCCAUUUCUGUCUGCUUAAAAAGAAAUAAACACAAGUCUUCAUUGUCUUUGAGGAGAACACAAGCCAUGGAUUCUAUAAGAGGCCAAGGUGGGAUUCAGAUGCUUUUAACUGCUGAACAAGAAGCUGGCCGGAUCGUUUCAGCUGCUAGGACCGCAAAACUAGCAAGAAUGAAGCAAGCAAAAGACGAGGCUGAGAAGGAAAUGGAAGAGUAUCGGUCCCGUCUAGAAGAAGAGUAUCAGACACAAAUCUCUGGGACAGAACAAGAAGCAGCUGCAAAACGUUUAGAAGAGGAGACAGACGGCAGGAUCCAGAACCUUAAGGAGUCUAGUUCAAAGGUCUCUAAGGAGAUUGUGAAAAUGCUCAUCAAGUAUGUUACCACUACAGGAGCAUGAUCCCUCAAUAUAGUUCUCCUUAUUUUUGUUGUUAUGUUACCUUUUUAUUUUUUUGAUAAGUUUUUUCUAUUGCAAUGUGAUGACAAACUAUAACGAUUUGAAAUGAAUAAAACUGUUGGCAGAAGUUUUGAAUUGUUU
Raphanus sativus (radish) is the source of this 568-nucleotide messenger RNA. RefSeq names its product V-type proton ATPase subunit G3-like. Gene Ontology annotation, biological process: proton transmembrane transport. The transcript is spliced from 3 exons. NCBI's taxonomy places the organism in Eukaryota, Viridiplantae, Streptophyta, Magnoliopsida, Brassicales, Brassicaceae. The coding region runs from base 104 to 430 and encodes 108 amino acids. Gene Ontology annotation, cellular component: vacuolar proton-transporting V-type ATPase complex. Gene Ontology annotation, molecular function: proton-transporting ATPase activity, rotational mechanism. The record is from RefSeq and is a predicted model, not a curated record.